AUGCCCGAUCCAGGACCUCUAACCGGGUCUUCGGAGCAAUCCACGAUUACAGAGCUUCUCUCUCAAAUAACCAACCUACAGACCCGCAAUCCGGAGGUCAAGUCGAUUUCUAAGGUGCCAAAAUUCUACAAACAGGAUCCAGCAUGUUGGUUCCUGAUUGUAGAGGCAGCCUUAGCGCGGGCAAGAAUCACAAGCGAAAAGUCAAAAGCACAGGAGCUCAUUGCUCAGCUAGACCCAGAUAUCGUCGCGCAUGUAAAGGACAUUAUUAAUCUGCAACCUGACAACCUAUACAGUCAAAUUAAAGACAGAUUAAUUUCAACCUAUUCUAUCUCAAACGAGGCCAAGCUGCGGCAGCUUUUAAAAGGGGAGGUCGUCAACGAAGGGAAACCUUCGCUCUUAUUAAACAGACUUAGAAGUUUAAAUGACAACGCGUGCAGCGACGACGUACUCAAAUCAAUCUUUCUAGAGCAACUCCCAAGCUCAAUACGCGCCAUUUUGGCCAUGUCCCAAGUCGCCGAUCUGUCGGCCCUUGCGACUUUGGCAGACAAGGUUUGCGAGGCCUCAAGCCCAACCACUUUCCAAACUUUCGCGGUAGCACCGCAUAGUGCAACCACGUCCAACGUGGUUAACCCAUCGUCGGCAUCGGUUUCCCAAUCUGCUACAGAUCCUAUCGUGGCAAUAGUGGCGCAGCAAACCAAGCUGCUAGAGGAACUCUCAAAUCGAAUAGCUCAACUCGAGCGUCAACGCGGUCGCCCCACCGUCAGGUCAAAUUCGCGGGGAAACUUCGGUCCGCGUAAUCGCAGUAAAUCCAAUAAUAGGGGAGGUCCAUGUUUUUAUCACGACCGGUACCGUAAGAAGGCGCAUAAAUGUCAGGCACCCUGCUCGUGGAAACCGGCCGAAAACUCAACCUCGGAAAACUAA
Messenger RNA from Belonocnema kinseyi, 921 nucleotides. RefSeq lists its product as uncharacterized. The transcript has a single exon. Lineage: Eukaryota; Metazoa; Arthropoda; Insecta; Hymenoptera; Cynipidae. The record is from RefSeq and is a predicted model, not a curated record. The coding region runs from base 1 to 921 and encodes 306 amino acids.